AUGUCUAAGAUCGCAUCCACGUUUUCGCGCCUCGUGCGCUUCAUUCCGAGAUCCAAUCCUUCAAAGAUCUUGAUCGGUGAGCCGGUAGACCACCAGGUGGAUGUCGGUCUGGCCGUCUACCAGGGCAAGGAAGUCUCCGUGCGACCCUUCACGGGCACAUCGGUUCUCAAUCCUGGGCAAAAGACGGAUGCGACAGAGACAAUAGAUCGCGUUCUUUCCCCAUUGGCGCAGAGCGAAGUUGGAUCGAUUCGAUGCAUUGGUUUGAAUUAUGUAUCCCACGCCGCAGAGAUGAAGCUGGAUAUUCCCAAUGUACCGACCCUCUUCAUGAAGCCGUCAACAGCGCUUGCAGACCCGUGGCCGGCUCCCACCAUUCUACCGAAGAUCACGCAAGUUGACAACACGGGCGACUACGAGUCCGAGAUGGUCAUCGUCAUCGGUCGUGAUGCGAAAGACGUCAGCGAAGCGGAUGCUUUGGACUAUGUACUGGGUUAUACUGCCGCCAAUGACAUCUCCAGUCGAACAUCGCAAACGAACCAGAGUCAAUGGUCGUUCUCCAAAGGAUUCGAUACCGCGUGUCCUAUCGGACCUGCCCUUGUCUCUUCAGCGCUGGUCCCUGAUGCUAGCAAGUUCCAGAUCCGCGGCCUGAAGAAUGGGAAGGUCAUGCAAGAUUGCCCUCUAACUGACUUGAUUUUCAACGUACCCCAAUUGAUCAGCUUUCUGUCCCAAGGAACGACUUUGCCUGCCGGCACUAUCAUCCUGACUGGCACUCCUCCAGGCGUGGGAGCCGCCAAGAAUCCCAAGGAGUUCUUGACAGCUGGUGAUGAAUUCGCUGUGGAACUACUCCCUCAUGUUGGAACAUUGGUUACGAAGAUGGAGCACCAGAAAUGA
Molecule: messenger RNA, 888 nt
Organism: Aspergillus clavatus NRRL 1
Lineage: Eukaryota; Fungi; Ascomycota; Eurotiomycetes; Eurotiales; Aspergillaceae
Product: fumarylacetoacetate hydrolase family protein
Exons: 5
Coding region: 1-888 (295 amino acids)
Molecular function (GO): acetylpyruvate hydrolase activity
Source: RefSeq, a predicted model, not a curated record